AUGGUCAAUUAUCAGGCUGAAUUAAUUGCCUUGGAGAAGCAGGACGUUGAUUUCGCUGACCGUGCAGCGCAAGCAGGUUGGAAGGAUGGCACGACUGCGGGGAGGAAAGAAACGGGAUCUCAACUUACUCUGCACUUAAUACUCGUGGCAUCAGUUGGAAUCGCAAUAACAUUUUUGAUCAUCACCUGUUUUCGCCUCACCAGCACACAGCGAGCUUUGCAAACACAGUCGUGGGUACGGCUGGCUUCGAGCAAGGAAGGUGGUGACGAUGAUGGCAUGUGCCCUGAAUGGAAGUUACCGGAGGAGGCUGAGCAAAGGCAGCCUCAGACGGAUGAACGAGGAGAGCUGAUGGCGACGGGGGAAGGUGCGCAUGAGGGGCAGGGAGAGCCAACGGAAGGGGUAGCGGGAGGAGGGGAAUCGUGCCAGCAGGAAGAGUCUGUGGGAUGCGAAGGAGAGCGAGAGAGGAAGCAGUUUCAGGAUGAUCCAUUGGGAGGGGCAGGAGGGGGAGCGGCGCCGUACCAACAGGGAGCGCCGGUGGGAGGGGCAGCAGGGAUAGGGGAGCAGCUCGAGGAACAUUCAUUGGGAGGGGCGGAAGGGGGAGAGGCGCCUCAGCAGCAGGAAGAGCUGAUGGGAGGGUCGGCAGAGGGAGGGGCGCAGCGGCAGCCCGUAAAUUCAUUGGGAGGGGCAGCAGGGGGAAAGGAACCGCAGCCGCACGAAAAGCCAGUGGGUGCAGGACCAAGGCCUGGUGAUAUCCCAGAAGGAAAACGAGAGAAACCAAUGUCAACUCCUGCCCCAGGUGAAGAAACAGGAGGAGCAACGGCCCCAGAAGUCUUGGAAGAGUCUACCUCCGGAGGAUCUGGUGCGGGAGCUUCGUGUCCUCCAAGGAAGAGAAAAAGGAAGACCAAGCAUACGGAGACUGCGACACGACCUCCGUUGCCCCCCUAUAGGGAUCCCUAUUUGGGUUUGAAUGCUCCCUGUGAUUCCGAUGAGGGGGAAGACGACGCUCCAACAUAUCGCUGGCCCACGGGUUUGCUUUAUGACAUUAGGGGCCCUACGUUGGAAGGACCUCCACCGCCAGCCAAGCGUGAGCGUAUUUUGGGGCAAAAGAUGGCCAAGGGUGAUUCCCAGGGCGACGCCAAGGGUAAAUCCAUGGAUAAAACCAAGGGUGGCACUAAACCGGAGAGCCAGUGUGACGAAAAGAAGGCAAAGGACCAACCAUCCAAAGUACACGCGCUAACGCAGGUUGUUGGGCAGUGUGUGAGCUAUGCAGAGGAGUUGGAUGCAGUGAAGGGCGCGAGUAUGGAAUCAGCCAUGUGGCUUCUAAGUGCAGUAUCCAGGUCGCUUACUGUGCAGGUAUUUGUCGCGCGCCAAACCUCACAAUCGGGAGAAACUGAAGAAGUUUGUAGUGUGGCAGAAGCUGCAGUUGCUGCAGCACGGGAGUGGAUUGUGAAGCAUGGUGGAACACCGACGGAGGUCCAUCUUCCCGGGGAGGCUCCUGUCACGGAAGAAUCUAGGGACUCCGUUUCCGUCCGGCUGCUAGUGCUCCAGCUGGCCAGCUCGAGGCUCACUGAACAGUUACGGCAAUGGAAGCCCCGUCCAUCUGCGGAUUACCUACACGAAUGUGAGAAGCUUCUAAAGAUGGCGCAGGCGCUAUUAGCGGGGACAGAGCAUAUGCUUGAAUCCCUACUCAGAGAAGGGCAGCAUGCUGCUGCUGAAGUUCUUACGCAAGCCUUGGAAAGUUUUGAAGACCUCACCGACGAAAUGCAAUCUGUGGUGACGUGGAAUGGGACUACGAAGACAUUUGCCGUUGAAAUCCCGACUAACCCAGCCGUAUCUGUCUUGGAUAGCUUGGCUGCGGCAAAUACGGCGGCUGAUGGUUUGUUGGCUAGCAUGGCUGGCGGCGUAGACUCAAGUGUGCGGAAGAUUGCAGUGGGGCAACUGGAUAUUUGGACGCAGCUGUUGUCCUCAGCCGAGGUUGUCCUAGGAGUAGAAGGCGUAGAUGGUUCUCUUCUUCAGAGUUGCAUUGAUGCUGCCUUGGGUUUGCGGGAAAGGAUCGAUUUAAUUCAAGCAACUCUGUCCAGUACUAGCACGCGAUGA
Eimeria acervulina is the source of this 2097-nucleotide messenger RNA. RefSeq lists its product as hypothetical. NCBI's taxonomy places the organism in Eukaryota, Apicomplexa, Conoidasida, Eucoccidiorida, Eimeriidae. The coding region runs from base 1 to 2097 and encodes 698 amino acids. The record is from RefSeq and is a predicted model, not a curated record. The transcript has a single exon.